Sorex araneus (European shrew) is the source of this 1288-nucleotide messenger RNA. RefSeq names its product DNA damage regulated autophagy modulator 1 (gene DRAM1). Gene Ontology annotation, cellular component: lysosome. Lineage: Eukaryota; Metazoa; Chordata; Mammalia; Eulipotyphla; Soricidae. The transcript has 7 exons. Bases 1 to 717 code for a protein of 238 amino acids. Gene Ontology annotation, biological process: regulation of autophagy. The record is from RefSeq and is a predicted model, not a curated record.
AUGCUGUGUUUCCUCCGAGGCAUGGCCUUCGUCCCCUUCCUCCUGGUGACCUGGUCGUCGGCCGCGUUCAUCAUCUCCUACGUGGUGGCCGUGCUCUCGGGGCACGUGAACCCCUUCCUCCCCUACAUCAGCGAUACAGGAACAACGCCACCAGAAAGUGGUAUUUUUGGAUUUAUGAUAAACUUCUCUGCAUUUCUUGGUGCAGCCACAAUGUAUACAAGAUACAAAAUAGUAGAGAAGCAAAAUCAAACCAGCUAUUUCAGCACUCCUGUUUUUAACCUGGUGUCAUUAGUCCUUGGACUGGUGGGAUGUAUCGGAAUGGGCAUAGUCGCCAAUUUUCAGGAGCUCGCUGUCCCUGUGGUCCACGAUGGAGGCGCCCUUUUGGCAUUUGUCUGCGGUGUCCUGUACACGCUCCUGCAAUCCAUCAUCUCCUACAAGUCCUGUCCCCAGUGGAACAGUCUUGUCACGUGCCACACGCGGAUGGCCAUCUCCGCUGUCUCCUGUGCUGCUGUCAUUCCCAUGAUUGCCUGCGCAUCGCUCAUUUCUAUAACCAAGCUGGAGUGGAAUCCGAAAGAAAAGGAUUACAUUUAUCACGUCGUGAGUGCCAUCUGUGAGUGGACGGUGGCCUUUGGGUUUAUUUUCUACUUCCUAACAUUCGUCCAAGAUUUCCAGAGUGUCACUCUAAGGAUAUCCACAGAACUUAACGAUGACUUUUGAAGAAACCAGAGUGACAGCUCAGUGAAAGUCAUAAACAGCUCUCAGCCUGGCCCAGCGGACAGCCAGCCUUUCCGGCUGUCCUGAUCAGGAUGCCUCUGCUGGCUCUCCAGGACUUGCAUCUCAUUAGAAUUCCCACUAGGUAUACAAUUUCCAAAGGUAUGUCUUUCCGGGAGAGCUGUGCCUAAUGCACAGUAACCACGAUUUUCAUAGUUUUCUCAGUAGAGCACUUUGAGGUUAAGAGAUGCAACCCCGAAAAGAAAAGGUGUUGCAGAAAAUGGAGAAACUCUUAAUCUCAGUACAGAUGAUUUCCACACCCCCUCUACCUUUGUGUGUGAGUGAUUUAUGAAGAUGCACCAAAAUGAGGCACUCACUAGAAAACAGUAGUAGUAGAAUCAAGGAGUGUGUGUAACUUUCGAGUUCAAAGAAUGAACUGUCUACUUUUCUAUCACGAGAACACUGAUUAAAUCCUGAUGCCAAGAUUCUGACGCUGGAGGGCCAAGAUGAACACUCACCAGGAACUCAGCCAGAUGAUUGGAGGGAAAGGCCUUAAGGUCACGGGAGACCUCCGUGU